Messenger RNA from Penicillium longicatenatum, 873 nucleotides. RefSeq lists its product as uncharacterized. Bases 1 to 873 code for a protein of 290 amino acids. The transcript is spliced from 3 exons. The record is from RefSeq and is a predicted model, not a curated record. Lineage: Eukaryota; Fungi; Ascomycota; Eurotiomycetes; Eurotiales; Aspergillaceae.
AUGGGUCCGUCACAAGUUCAAGUCCCUUGCUUGGAGCAGCCCAGUACUCUGAGUCCAUCACAAACCAAUUCCGAUGCCAACCCGUCCUUGAAUGCCAGCAACUUGACCGAGGUGGACAUGGGUGGCACCCAGGAGACUGUGAUUGAAGUGAUUGAAGUAGCUGAAGAUAUCACUCCGCCGGAUGCGCAAGCGCAGCCAGAACUUCACAAGAGAAAAAAUACUGACCCAGGGUUUUUGGACAUUCUCACCUCUCCAAUGGUUGAUAUUAUCGUCGGUCAAGGGGAGAACAAAACAACUCUCAAGGCCCACCAGACCCUUCUCCUCGAGUCACCCUUCAUGAAUGAAUUCAUUAGCAAGUUUGAAACAGCCGGUCCACGGCGCAUUCUACUCCCUACCGAGAACGUCGAGACAUUUGGAUGCUUCCUUCAAUUCCAAUACACUCGCGACUACACUGUGACGCAGAGUGAGUGUCCCUCAACCAAGACAGAUGACAGCGGAGAACAGUUGCUCCGUCAUGCGCGAAUCUACACACUUGCCGAGAAGUUGGGUUUGCCUCAUCUGAAGAGUCUGGCCCAUAAAAAUAUCCACAAAGUGAGGAGCACGCCAGGCGGCGAGUUGGCCUACGCCCGCUAUGUCUACACGCACACCCAACCGGAUGAUACCCCCAUCAGAAAACCGGUCGCCUCAUACUGGGCCACCCGUGGUCAUAUCCUGCGCCAUGAUCUGGAGGACCAAUUCAAAAAGCUCUGCGUCGAGGUGCCGGAUUUCGCCUUUGAUGUGCUGACCGUUGUGAUGGAUCGCAAUGAGAAAAGCUCAGAGACCGGUUCAAGUGUUCGCGAUAGUGCUAGGAAGCGUCGUCGGAGUGAGAAGUAA